Messenger RNA from Lodderomyces pseudojiufengensis, 222 nucleotides. RefSeq names its product DNA-directed RNA polymerase core subunit (gene RPC10). Gene Ontology annotation, molecular function: zinc ion binding; DNA-directed RNA polymerase activity; DNA binding. Bases 1 to 222 code for a protein of 73 amino acids. Gene Ontology annotation, cellular component: RNA polymerase II, core complex; RNA polymerase I complex; RNA polymerase III complex. The record is from RefSeq and is a predicted model, not a curated record. The transcript has a single exon. Gene Ontology annotation, biological process: DNA-templated transcription. NCBI's taxonomy places the organism in Eukaryota, Fungi, Ascomycota, Pichiomycetes, Serinales, Debaryomycetaceae.
AUGUCAUCACCAACUAGAGAAGGAUUUGCUAUUCCAACAUCAAUAUCACAUGCUGCAUCAGCUCAAGUCACAAGUAAAUCAUUAGGUGUUAAAUAUAAUUGUGCACAAUGUGCUGCUUCAUUUUCAUUAGGUAAAAAUGACGCCAUUAGAUGUAAAGAAUGUGGUCAUCGUGUAAUAUAUAAAGCAAGAACUAGAAGAAUGGUACAAUUUGAAGCUAGAUAA